This is a messenger RNA of Syngnathus typhle (broad-nosed pipefish), 4664 nucleotides long. It is a transcript of the gene rasa2, whose product is annotated as RAS p21 protein activator 2. The transcript has 24 exons. Bases 186 to 2654 code for a protein of 822 amino acids. The record is from RefSeq and is a predicted model, not a curated record. NCBI's taxonomy places the organism in Eukaryota, Metazoa, Chordata, Actinopteri, Syngnathiformes, Syngnathidae. Gene Ontology annotation, biological process: intracellular signal transduction; regulation of GTPase activity.
CUGGCUCCGCUUGUGGGGAAGUUCUCCUCCGAAAGACAGCAGCGAAUGUUUAUGCUGUGUUAGGGAGCCUGACGUAACGCGGCAGUAGGGCUGGUUCUCUCCCACUCUGCCUGCCUGCAUUCAUAAACGGAUAUGAUAAAGCCGCGCUGAAUACACCGGAGCAGCGACAACGGUCAGCUCUCAGCAUGGCGGAAGAGGACGACGCGAGGAUUCGGAUUCUACAAAGCCUGCGUGGCAAAAUAUGUGAAGCUAAAAACCUGGGACCAGUCUCAGGCCCAAACCGACAAAGGGACCUUUGUACCUUUUGCACCAUCAGCCUGGAUCAGGAGGAGGUGUUCCGAACCAAGGUGUUUGACAAAAGUGUCAGCCCUUUCUAUGGUGAAGACUUCUACUUCGAGAUUCCACGGCCAUUUCAGUGUUUAUCAUUUUAUGUUUAUGCCAAGAGCGUUUUCCAAAGGGAUUUACCAGUUGGUAAGGUGUCAAUUCGAAAGGAUGACUUGUGUAAAUACAAAGGGAAGGAGCACUGGUUUAGCCUUCAGCCUGUGGACCCAAACUCGGAGGUUCAGGGUAAGGUUCAUCUCGAGAUGAGACUGAAUGAAGUGAUCACGGAGAACGGCUCAGUGGGUCAGCAUUUACUUGCACAAAUAAUAGAGUGCCAGGGAUUGCCGCUAAUCAGUGGGCAGAUUUGUGACCCGUAUGCCACUGUGUCACUCGUUGGACCUGCCAGGUCUGACCAAAAGAAAACCAAGGUUAAGAAGAAAACCAGCAACCCACUUUUUGAAGAGACAUUCUUCUUUGAGGUCACACGGUCUAGCAGCUACUCCAAAAAGUCUCACUUCCAAGUGGAGGAAGAAGACAUUGAAAAGCUAGAAAUCAAAGUCGAUUUGUGGAAUAAUGAGAAUCUGGCUCAAGAUGUGUUCCUGGGGGAAACACGGGUACCUGUCAAGAUCCUGCGAAAUAAUCACAUACACAAAGCUUGGUAUCUUCUUCAACCUAAAGGGAAUGGUAGCAAGUCAAAAUCGGAUGAUUUGGGAUCCUUACGGUUAAAGCUGGCCUACGUCGAAGACACGGUGCUGCCAUCUGCCUGUUACAUACCACUCUGCAACUUGCUGCUCAAAUCUCCAGAUGUGAAGCCCAUCUCAGCAUCAUCAGCACAUAUCCUGGGGGACAUUUGCAGAGAGCGAUACGAGGCCGUUCUACCCAUGGUUCGACUGCUGCUGCAUCAUAAUCGCUUUGUGCCUUUUGUCUCUGCUGUGGCAGCAUUGGAGUUGGACAACACUCAGGAGGCUAACACUAUCUUCCGUGGUAACUCGCUAGCAACGCGCUGCAUUGAUGACAUGAUGAAGAUUGUGGGAAAGACUUACCUCGCUGUCACGCUCAAGCCUGUAAUAGAUGAGAUCUGUGAGUCCAAUAAAACUUGUGAGAUUGACCCCAAUAAACUAAAAGAAGGGGACAAUGUGGAAGUCAACAAGGAGAACCUACAAUUUUAUGUCCAGAAAGUCUUCUCGUCGAUCACUCAGUCUAAUGCCAACUGCCCGCCAUCAAUGUGUGCCGUCUUCAGGUCACUGAGACAUUUAGCCUGCAAGCGUUUUCCAGCUGACCCUCACGUCCAAUACUCGGCUGUGAGCAGCUUUGUGUUCUUGCGCUUCUUUGCUGUUGCUGUUCUUUCGCCACACUCCUUUCAGCUCCGCUCCCAUCAUCCUGAUCCUGACAUCUCUCGAACCCUCACUCUCAUCUCAAAAACCAUUCAGACUCUGGGCAGCUGGGGCAGUUUGUCCAAAAAAUUGUCUAGUUUCAAAGAAACAUACAUGUAUGACUUCUUCAAAUCAUUCCAAGAAGAUAAAUGCAUUGAAAAAGUAAAAAAGUUUCUCGAUGAAAUAUCUUCCAAUGUCAGCAAAGAGUCAAGCGGCUUGGAAGACGCAGUCGUUCUGAAAGAGGGGGAAGUCCAGAAACGGGCCCAGGGGAGAAAACGCCUUGGCAAGAAAAACUUCAAAAAGCGAUGGCUUCGAGUGACUAACAGCGAGCUUUCCUACCACAAACAAAAAGGAAAAGAAGCCGACUGUAUCAUCAAUGUGAAAAAUAUCCAGGCAGUGGAGAAACUUGACGAAAGUGCCUUUAACCGUAAAAAUAUGUUUCAGGUCGUUCAUGCUGAGAAGCAUCUGUACGUGCAGGCAGGAAAUUGCGUGGAAGCCUGUGAGUGGCUGGACGUCUUGGGCCAAGUCAGUCGCUGUAACGAGGGCCGCUUAGCCACUUUUCAUCCGUCCAACUACAGCGGCGGCUCUUGGCAGUGCUGUAAAAGCCAAAAUAGCUGCUCGCCAGGCUGCAAGCCCUGCACCAUCACCAUGCAGGCCAACCUACAACUGGACAUCGACUGUGAUCGGGAAACCGAAAGGAUUUUCUCGCUCCUCUCUGCAAAUGACACCAAGUUGCAAAACAUGGAAGAUGCGUGUGCCAGUUUGGCGGUGUACCAGGGCCCCCAGAGAGAGCAGGAGGAAUUCUCCAAGUUUACUAUUCAGGAACCUAAAGAGACCUUUCAGACGCUUAAACAGCUCCGAAACAUCAUGGAGGAGCUUCAGCGGCAGCACGAGAUCCGAAAUGACACUACGGCGCAGUACGGCAGUUUGGACAACCCGAUAGUGGGAAAAACCUCCUAGAUGAGCUGUGCCUUUGCACCAGCGAGAUCACACCAGUGACACAGGUUGGAUGUUCUUCGGGAGUCCCAGUGAAGAAAGCCCAACGGGGAAAAAAGAAGAGCUUCGACUCCCAGUCAGCGUUGCAGCUUUGAUAUCCUAAAAACGGGAAGUUAACUUGUUCAUUCCUCUGCACAGAACCAGACAGACUGCCAUUUUUGUUGUUAUCGUCUUCAUGUCCCCCCCUCAGCUUCGUAGUUCUUUUAUAAAGAGCCUCCUUCGUAGUUCACGUCCACAGCUGUGUGAGUAGGCUGCUAAUUUAAUUUUAUUCACUCAGUUUUAGUUGAAUGGCUCUGAGGAUGGACCGUCUAAACACUAUGAUGUUUUAGCAUCUUUCCACCUCUGAACAAAUAUGUACAUUUUCCAAGGUACAGAGGGAAUAGCCAAUCUGCCUUUCUUUGGAUGUUCUUUAGCAGGACAUGCUGAGGGAAUGAAUAAUGCAAAAGCACUUUAAUAUUUCUCCAAAUGAGAAACUAAUUACUGGAUACUUGGUGUAUCAGCGUUCCCCAUUUUGAUCAGUUACAUGAUCCUGAUUUUGUCUUUUCAACCCUGUAUAGUAAAAUUUAUAGCUUGGUUGAUUUUAUAUUUUUCUUGACCAAAGACAAUUUCAUAGCUCUGACUUGAAAACAAAAUUAAUGUAUUUUGAAUACGACUAUUUUAAACGUGGAAAGAAAUGUAAUAUCUAUAUAUUUGUGUAAUAUCUGUUUUAAUAAUAUAUCAUAUAUUACUUUUUUCAUGACCUGUGGCAGCAAAUGAUUUUUUUUUUUAACCUGUUUGUGACUCAUAUUGGUACGAAACUAGUAUCUCAACAGGUGACUACACAUGAAGGAAAUCCAAACUGUGUAAUGUACGCAUUUCUUGAGACCUCUAAUGGAAGAAUCUGUUCAUGACACUUCUGAGGCUUCACUGCCACAACAUAUUUUUUUUUUAAAUUCCACAAAGGGAAAGAAAUAUCAAGCAACCAAAUCCGGAUAUUUGAAAGCACAUCAUUUUUCAAAAUGAAUCUGUGCCAGUGAAAUAUAUAUUUUUAUACAGCAUUCUCCUAAUUCAGUUGUGUUAGUGAGCAAUGCCACCUUAUCUUUUAUGGCCUGAAAUCUCUAUAUCAGCUCCCUUUCAUAAAGCAUCACAUGAAACUUGGAUUUUUAUUGAAAUUGUGACCAUAUGGAAUUAACCUUUUUUUUCCCCCCUGUUGUUUUGGUAGAUCUAUUGGAAAUUUAUUUCUCAUGUUUUUUAUAUUUAAUGCAAAAAGAGAAGAUUUUGUAAGGCCCCACGCCCCUUUUUUAUGCUAUGCUAUUGAUGUCAAGCUGGUACAACACCCUGUUCACUCUUUUUGCAGGCUGUGUUGUUUUGCAGACUGAAAGGGGGAACCAGAUUCUUGAGGCAGGAACAUUUCAAACUCAGACUCUGUUAUUGCACAAUAUGCUUCUGUAGUUUUAAGAAGGGACCAUAAUCUUGUGGCUAUAGUGUCCUUUAUUUGUGCACAUUAGUAUAAUUGUAUGUUUCUGUUCUGUUCCUGAAAAUCCAUGAGGUACAGUAUGGUUUUAUUAAAAUAAUGUGCCUGUCACUUUUCUGUUAAGGGCAGUCUUUUGGUAAAAUACAGCAACUGGCUUUUUUUUUUGCCAUGUUCAUAGCAAUAUUUAUAAAGUAAAAGUAAGUGAACCGGGAAAAAUUAAUCCAGAUGGGAGUUAACAUCCUCAUCUGUUGUGUUUUAGAGAGACAAAACAAGGUCCAAUUGCAUUUUGUGACAGAAUCAAAAAUAUAUUUUAAAGCACAUUGCUGUAAUUUGAUAAAAUACUGGAUAUCCAUGUGCCAUUGUUAUUUGUUGGAUGUAGUUCACUUCUCAUGACACAGGUCAUUCCCUCUGAAUGUCUCUAUAAAUGUCCCUUUUUUUUUUUUACACAUUUUUUUAUUUUCUAAACUUGGUCUAUUUGUGUCAGUUUAAAGAAAUGUACAAUAAACAUUCUGCCAAAGCUU